Messenger RNA from Dicentrarchus labrax (European seabass), 1632 nucleotides. It is a transcript of the gene ccn6, whose product is annotated as cellular communication network factor 6. The record is from RefSeq and is a predicted model, not a curated record. Gene Ontology annotation, biological process: cell adhesion; signal transduction. Gene Ontology annotation, cellular component: extracellular matrix; extracellular region. The coding region runs from base 121 to 1158 and encodes 345 amino acids. Lineage: Eukaryota; Metazoa; Chordata; Actinopteri; Moronidae. The transcript has 5 exons. Gene Ontology annotation, molecular function: integrin binding; heparin binding.
UCUUCCCCUCCAUUCCUCUCUCCCUCUGCGUCUGCCAGUCUUCCUCCCUAAAUCCCACCUUCCAGCUCCCUCGUCCCCCUGCGCCCUCCUGGAGCUCACACAAACCUUCUCACUUAAGAGAUGCUAUCGCUUCUCUGCCGUUCCCUCCUGCUCAUCCUUGCUCAACAGUGCUUCAGCAGGGCUCAGAACAAUGGGCAGCUGGCUCAGAGAGAUGGACGGGCUGCGGCUGAGAGGAGGCAGUUCUGCCAGUGGCCCUGCAAAUGUCGGGAAAGACCUCACUGUGCCCCGGGGGUGAGCUCCGUCCUGGACGGGUGUGGCUGCUGCAAGAGCUGUGCCAGGCAGAUUGGACAACCGUGCAAUGAGAGGGACGUCUGUGACCCACACAAGAGCAUGUACUGCGACUUCUCAGCGGACCAGCCAAGAUAUGAGGUCGGAGUGUGUGCAUACCUGAUGGCAGUGGGCUGUGACCUGAAUGGGGCCCACUAUGAGAACGGGGAAGCUUUCCAGCCCAGCCCCCUCUAUAAGUGCACAUGUAUUGCUGGAGCCAUCGGCUGUACCCCUGCUUUCAUUGAGAAGCCUGCCAGUCUCUUAGGCCCCGCCCCGCUGAUGGGCAACAUGCCAGCUGGCCUUCGCAGUGGCCAGAGCCCAAAGAAGCACCAGCAGGACACUGCCUACAUGUCAGCUUACAGGGAUCCUCCUUUAGCCUGGAAGAAGAACUGUCUGAUCCAGACCACCCCCUGGAGCCCCUGCACCAAAUCCUGCGGUCUAGGCAUCUCUGUGCGGGUCAACAACGACAACGGCAAAUGUGAGAUGAGGAAGGACCGCCGCCUGUGUCUGCUGCGACCGUGUGAGAAGAGUGUGAUGAAGACUGUUAAGGUGCCAAAGGGAAAGACAUGCCGGCCUAAAUUCCAAGCAAAGAAAGCAGAGAAGCUAACACUCUCUGGCUGCACCAGUACCAAGAAGUUUAAGCCCACGUACUGUGGUGUCUGCACAGACAAGCGCUGCUGUGUCCCCAACAAGUCACGCAUGAUCAAGGUCAACUUCACGUGUAAGGGAGGCUCCAACACACAGUGGAAGAUGCAGUGGAUAACGUCCUGCGUGUGCCAGAGGAAGUGUAAUGAUCCAGGUGACAUGUUUUCUGACCUGCGGUUGCUCUAACGGAAUCCAUCCAGAGACAGACACAGGAGACGAGCCCUGCUGGGACAGACUAAGGACUGAAAUGCAUAGUUUGGUUAUUAAGCUAUCCACAGCAGUGGCGAUGUGCCUCAAAAAAUCUCAAAAAAGACAAAACUGAAACUACACAACCUCAUUUCAUAAGGAAGAGUGGCUGGGAUCAUUAAAUUGAUGAAGAAAUACGUUGUAGUUAUGAUAAAAGCUUUUAUGAACCCCGUCUUCAGGACACAUAUGUGCAAUAACAACAAGGAGCAUGGCCAGUGCAGUAGCUGUAACAGCAGACUCAUUAACAGUACCUCAUAUUAUUAUGGUCAGGGAGCCAAAUCAGCUCAUACUACAGAUUGAGUUAAACUCUUUUUACAUGUUGUUCCUGCUUAUUUUUUCAGACAGGGAAACAUUUAAUCAGGUCAUAAAUUAGACAAUAUUGAUAUAUAACUUAUAAAAGGUAUAUACAAAAGA